GACUCGGCGCAUGCGCAAAGGGUAGAAAUAGUUGGUCAAAUGCAAAUUUAAGAUGAGGGCAAUACCGACCUGGGUGGAUAAAGUCCAAGAUAGGGACAGAGUUGAACAAUGUAUUCAUGAUCUUGCAUUCAAGCCUGAUGGAACCCAACUUAUUGUUGCUGCUGGUAAUAGAGUAUUGGUGUAUGACACCAAUGAUGGCACACUUAUGCAACCCCUGAAAGGCCACAAAGAUACAGUGUAUGCUGUGGCUUAUGCUAAGGAUGGUAAGAGGUUUGCGUCAGGGUCAGCCGACAAGACGGUCAUCAUCUGGACAGCCAAACUAGAAGGAAUCCUUAAAUACACACACAAUGAUGCAAUCCAGUGCCUUGGGUUCAACCCCAUCACUCACCAGCUGGCUAGCUGUGCAUUCAGUGACUUUGGAUUAUGGUCCAUGGAGCAAAAAUCUGUAUCCAAACACAAGGUGACAAGUCGCAUCACAUGCUGCUCCUGGACGAAUGAUGGCCAAUACCUAGCUCUAGGACUGUACAACGGAUGUAUCAUUAUCAGAACAAAGAAUGGUGAAGAGAAGCUCAAGAUUGAGAGGCCUGGUGGUGGUCUGAGUCCUAUCUGGAGUUUACAAUGGAAUCCAUCAAAGGAGGAAUCUACCGACAAUCUAGCUGUCCUGGAUUGGGGCCAAAAGCUGUCUUUCUACAAUAUCUCUGGAUCACAGAUCAGCAAGGAUCGUAAUUUGAACUAUGACCCCUGCUGUCUGAGCUACUUCUCUCGAGGAGAGUACUUGAUCAUCGGAGGGGCAAACAAACAGGUGACCCUUCACACCAAGGAUGGGGUGCAGCUUGGGGUCGUUGGGGAGCAGAACUCAUGGGUGUGGUGUGCCAAGGUCAGACCAGACCAGAAUCAUGUGGCUGUUGGUUGCCAAGAUGGAACCAUCGCUCACUACCAACUCAUCUUCAGCACAGUCCACGGUCUCUACAGGGAUCGCUAUGCCUUCCGGGAGAACAUGACUGACAUCAUCAUUCAGCAUCUCCUCACUGACCAGAAGGUCCGCAUCAAGUGCCGCGACUUGGUCAAGAAGAUUGCCAUCUUCAAGAAUCGUCUUGCAGUGCAGUUAUCAGACCGGAUUGUAGUCUAUGAGCAGUACUCUGAUGAUGCCUCUGACAUGCACUACAGAGUCAAAGAGAAGAUCAAUAAGAAGUUUGAUUGUAACCUUCUCGUUGUUUGUGCUGAACACAUUAUCCUGUGCCAGGAGCGUCGUUUGACGAGUUUGACCUUCAAAGGUGUGAAGGACAGAGAAUGGGUAAUGGAGGCUUUGAUCAGGUACAUUAAAGUGAUUGGUGGCGCUGAAGGCAGAGAGGGUCUACUGGUUGGUCUUAAGAACGGCCAGAUCUUCAAGGUUUUUGUGGACAACCCUUUCCCCAUCCUGAUCCUGAAGCAGCAGACGUCCGUCAGAUGUCUGGACAUCAGCUCGUCUCGCAAGAAACUAGCCGUGGUCGAUGAACACAACACCUGCAUGGUCUAUGAUAUCAAUACUAAAGAACUUCUCUUCCAGGAGCCAAACGCCAACAGCGUAGCCUGGAACACCCAGUACGAGGACAUGCUAUGCUUCUCCGGGAACGGAACCCUAAACAUCAAGGCUAGUACCUUCCCUGUCAAGCAACAGAAGCUCCAGGGUUUCGUGGUCGGGUUCACUGGGUCUAAGAUCUUCUGUUUGCACAUCUAUGCCAUGACCACUGUAGAGGUACCCCAGUCCUCUGGCAUGUAUCAGUACCUGGAACGCAAGCAAUUCAAAGAUGCAUACAAAGUGGCGUGCCUAGGAGUGACAGUCAAGGACUGGACUGCCCUCGCCCAUGAUGCUAUACAAGGCCUGGACUUUGAUACUGCCAAGAAGGCUUUUACAAGGGUUAGAGACCUACGCUAUCUGGAACUUAUACACAGCAUAGAGGAGCGUAAGCGUCGUGGGGAGGUGGACGAUCAGCUGUUCUUGGCUGACAUCUAUGCCUACCAGGGCAAGUUUGGUGAAGCAGCCAAACUGUACAAGAGAGCUGGCCAGGAGCAGAGAGCUAUGAACAUGUACACGGACCUGCGUAUGUUUGACCAUGCCAAGGAAUUCAUUGGAUCUGGUGACCCCCAGGACAAGAAGCUGUUAAUCACUAAGCAAGCUGACUGGGCUAAGAACAUCAAUGAACCUAGAGCUGCUGCUGAGAUGUAUCUAUCAGCUGGAGAACAUCUCAAGGCCAUAGAGAUCAUAGGAGACCAUGGAUGGGCUGACAUGCUCAUUGAUGUUGCUCGGAAGUUGGACAAGGCAGAAAGGGAGCCCCUUGGGAAGUGCGCCCAGUACUUCAAGAAGAUGGAGCAGUUUGCCUACGCUGCUGAGACUUACACCAAGAUGGGUGACACUAAGAACCUUGUCAUGCUUCAUGUAGAGUCUCGUCACUGGGAUGCUGCCUUCAGGCUGGUGGACAAACAUCCAGAGUUCAAGGAUGAUGUCUACGUCCCAUAUGCUCAAUGGCUAGCAGAGAAUGACAGAUUUGAGGAAGCACAGAGAGCAUUCCACAAGGCCGGUCGACAAGACGAGGCUGUCAGAGUGUUGGAACAGCUUACCCACAAUGCAGUUCUGGAGAGUCGGUUCAACGAUGCAGGAUACUACUUCUGGAUGCUGUCCAUGCAGUGCUUGGACAUAGCAGGAGCUGACACAGACAAGAGACGAGACAUGCUAAGCAAGUUCCAGGAGUUCCAAGCUAAGGCUGAAAUGUACUACGUCUAUCAUUCCAUCCAGCGCUACACCGAUGAACCGUUCACUUCUCAUCUCCCAGAUGCUCUGUUUAACAUGUCUCGAUACCUGUGGCAUGCCAUUCUCAACGACAUACCACAUGGCAUCAGCAAAGUGAACACCCUGUAUGCCCUGGCCAAGCAGAGCCGUAACCUAGGGGCCUUCAAGCUGGCUCGAUUUGCCUUUGAGAAGCUGCAGUCUUUGAGGAUUCCUCUGAGGUUCCAGGAAUCCAUUGACCUUGGCAGUAUCACCAUCAGGUCCAAGCCAUUCCAUGAUGCUGAGGAUGUUCUACCGAUGUGUUAUCGCUGCUCUACCACUAACCCCCUACUCAACAACCAAGGGAAUCAAUGUAUCAACUGCAGUCAGCCAUUCGUCCACUCCUUUGCAUCCUUUGAGGUGCUCCCUCUGGUAGAGUUCCACCUGGAGGAGGGGAUCCCUGAUGAGGAGGCAGUCCAGCUGAUCCAGGUGGAGCCACUCAGGAAGGGCCGAGGUGGAGCUGAUAAAUGGAAUGAAUCUAACACAGGCAACGUCCAGUCCAUGAGGCUGGAUGAGUAUGGAGGCAAUGAUUCAGAUGACGUUCAGGAAGACCCAUUCACUGCUCGACUGCUCAGCUUUGAGCAAGGAGGAAACGAGUUUGUUCCGGUGGUGGUCAAUCGAGCAGUCUUGAAGACUCUUGACCGGAGUCAUGUGGUGGUCAAGAGAUGGCCAGCUCCUCUACGCUAUCAGUACUUCAAGUCCAUCAUGCCUGAUGUAUCGGUCACUGUAUGUGCUUCAUGUAACCAGCUGUUUCACACUGAUGAGUAUGAGAUCCAAGUCCUUCAGAAGAAUCACUGUCCAUUCUGCCGCAAGGCUGUACCAGAAGCUACAGAAACCUGAAUCUGAUCAUCAUUGAUACCGUCCACUUGUAUCAGUAUCAACAGACACUAGCAGGCUCUAAUAUUCUACAGCCUUGUUUACACCUAAUGCAGAGAAGUAGCAUUACUAAACAUUUCUGCAUCUUGUAUAACACACUUAAAGUAGGUCCGCCUCUGGCCCUUUGUUGCACUCUGCUGCCUAUUUCAUCUCCAUCUGCCUUCCAUUUAUUUUGUAUUGGUAAAAUUAAAAAGAAAAUGUAGGUAGUUUACAUGUGUAAACAAGGUCUUAUAUGUCUGUUCACUGCUCAAGGAAGCUACAUUUAUUCUACAGCUAUCAUCAUGAUGAUUUGACCACAACACCGUUUCUAUAUAUAUAGUUCCAUUGCCUUGAGUUUGUUCUAAUUUCUCCAAAGGUCCAAAACUCUUUUUUCAAAGUGCUCUUCUAUUUAUUUUAAUUUUUCUUGUUUAUUUAAUUUUAAUUUUUACUUUU
Molecule: messenger RNA, 4111 nt
Organism: Strongylocentrotus purpuratus (purple sea urchin)
Lineage: Eukaryota; Metazoa; Echinodermata; Echinoidea; Camarodonta; Strongylocentrotidae
Product: intraflagellar transport protein 122 homolog
Exons: 25
Coding region: 53-3643 (1196 amino acids)
Biological process (GO): protein localization to cilium; non-motile cilium assembly; intraciliary retrograde transport
Cellular component (GO): non-motile cilium; intraciliary transport particle A
Molecular function (GO): protein binding
Source: RefSeq, a predicted model, not a curated record